AUGAAUAAAGAACUAUGAAAUCUUCUCCCUGAAGAUGCUAAGAACCAGGCUGGGGAGACAGGUGCCACGGCAGGUGGCAAUCCCAGUCCUGACUCUAUUGAUAUUGAAGAUAUGGGAGAAAAGUAUUCUCAGUUUAUUUCCUUUAUAAUGAAUAACUCAAAUGCAGAUGAUGACUUUUUUGAACAGAUCAAGAACAACCCUCGGGAACUUAAAAGGCAAUGGGGCUUAUUUAAGAAGUCGAGCUUUGCUCGACAAAACAAUUGUGCCUCAGGGGCUGAUAAUUAUAAACCUAACCGGGUAGAGAACGCUACAUCUGUUAAACAAGAAAUAGACUUUGACAACCACAGGUCUCGGAAGAAUACAAGUAGUAAUUACAAGAUGAGAUCCAAGAGGAAACCAAACGUGGUAUUACGGAUAGAUGACGAAAUGACAACGAUGAAUUGGCUCAGGAACUUCAAGAAAUAAAUUAAAACCCUAUAAGCUUGAUUAUAAGGAUAAUGAAUAUGAAAGUUCAGAUUUUGAUCCUUUAAAUAUUGUUGUCCAUGACUCUAUUAAGGACAAGAAGAAAGAUGUAAGCUCUAAGGACAGCUCAAGAAGAAAACCUAGCUUUAAGAACAUAGAUUUUGGUACCCUUGAGGAUGGAAGUAAUCUGCAAAUGAUCCCUUCAACCAAUAUGGUCAAGGAUUAUAAAUCAAUUAGGCUUGAAGUGCCUUACUCUCCUCAGCCCAGAAGGAUUGAAGAGACUCCUGAAGAGGAGAAGGAUGAUGAAGACUCUGUCAAUAUUACUUAUACAGAGAGUCAAUAUAUUUGUGAUGGUCGUAAAGACACUUUUAACAAAAAUUCUACUCUAAACAAGGUCGAUCUCCUUCCUAAAUUCGAAGAGACAGCACCCAUCCAGCAAGCUGUUCCAUUCGAAAUAAUCAAAAAUCUUAGUAAGAAUUUCUUUAAAUAAGAUCAAAAGUGUGGAUAAUCUCAACAAACGUCCUAGGAGCACCUCAAGAGGUGCUUCCAAGCAUAAUAUGAAUAAUGUGAAACAGUUAAAAUAACAAGAAAAGAUCAAAGAGUAAGCACACAAGUAAGCGAAGAAGUACUUCUAAUAAGAGGAGCUCUAAGAUGUUCAGGAAAUUAUAAAAAUCAUGAAGAAGAAAUAUAAGCAGAUGACUAACCGGCAUUCAAAGGUCAGAAGCUCCUCUCCUUACCGGUCAAUGCAGCGCAAAGGUCAGAAUGCCAACUGAUGUAAACCAUCUGGGAGCGAGGCUAUGAGUAGUUAUUUUAAGAGAGUUCAGGGAGCUAAACAGCACCAAGACUCUAAUAAGAGUAAGAUUCACAGGUCUGUUUCAAAACAAACCUCAAAGAACAAGUUACGGAAGAUGAAUAGAGUUGGAUUUUUGAAGCUUGUCCCAUAUAUCAAUGAAAAGAAGCUCAAGCUUGAUCUUCAAGUAAAUAAUAAAUAAUAAAAACAAGGUUUGGCCUCUUCAA
Molecule: messenger RNA, 1479 nt
Organism: Moneuplotes crassus
Lineage: Eukaryota; Ciliophora; Spirotrichea; Euplotida; Euplotidae
Source: the annotation of a GenBank genome assembly